This is a messenger RNA of Acanthisitta chloris (rifleman), 2319 nucleotides long. RefSeq names its product Sp4 transcription factor (gene SP4). The record is from RefSeq and is a predicted model, not a curated record. NCBI's taxonomy places the organism in Eukaryota, Metazoa, Chordata, Aves, Passeriformes, Acanthisittidae. The transcript is spliced from 5 exons. The coding region runs from base 1 to 2319 and encodes 772 amino acids.
AUGCCCACAGAGGGAGAGAAAUCUCCCGAGGCAGAGAAUAACAACAAUAAUAAUAAAAAAGGGAAAACUGGAGGCUCACAGGAUUCUCAGCCUUCACCUCUCGCUUUGCUAGCAGCCACUUGCAGCAAAAUAGGAACCCCUGGUGAGAAUCAAGGAACUGGACAGCAGCAGAUUAUUAUAGACCCAAAUCAAGGCUUGGUGCAGCUUCAGAAUCAACCACAGCAGUUGGAAUUGGUAACAACUCAGCUCGCAGGAAACGCUUGGCAGCUUGUUGCCGCUGCUCCUUCUGCUUCGAAAGAAAAUAAUGUUGCUCAACAAGGAUCUUCUGCUGCCUCAAGUGCAGCAAGUCCCGCCAGCAGUAAUAAUGGAAGUACAUCUCCUUCAAAAACCAAAUCAGGCAAUUCUUCUUCAACGACCUCUGGACAAUUCCAAGUCAUUCAAGUGCAAAAUCCAAGUGGUAGUGUCCAAUACCAAGUAAUCCCACAGAUUCAGACAACAGAAGGUCAACAACUUCAAAUCAGUCCAUCUAAUGCUACUGGUCUGCAAGACAUACAGGGUCAAAUUCAGCUUAUUCCUGCAGGGAAUAAUCAAGCUAUCCUCACAACUGCUAACAGGACAGCUUCGGGGAACGUUAUUGCUCAAAACCUAGCAAAUCAGACAGUUCCAGUCCAAAUUAGGCCUGGUGUGUCCAUACCACUGCAGCUGCAAACUAUUGCUGGCACUCAGGCACAAGUUGUAACAACGUUACCUAUCAACAUUGGUGGGGUAACCCUGGCACUGCCUGUGAUCAACAACGUUUCCACUGGAGGAAGUUCUGGGCAAGCUGGCCAGUCUACCGAGAGCGGAGUUUCCAAUGGAAAUCAACUAGCAUCUACACCUGUCACUUCUGCCUCUAGUAGCACAAUGCCAGAAUCUCCUUCCUCAUCUUCCACUGCUACAACCACUGCCACAACAUCUCUGACGAGCAGUGACACGCUGGUAAGCUCUGCAGAAACAGGCCAGUACACAAGCACAGGAGGCAGCACUUCAGAGCCCGCAGCGACUGAAGAAUCUCAGACGACUACUACAGACUCUGAAUCCCAGAGCUCUAGUCAGCUUCAGUCCAAUGGACUACAGAAUGUCCAGGAUCAGUCAAGUUCCCUGCAGCAGGUCCAAAUCGUAGGUCAGCCUAUUCUGCAGCAGAUACAGAUCCAGCAGCCUCAACAGCAGAUUAUUCAGGCCAUUCCUCCACAGUCGUUUCAGCUGCAGUCAGGGCAGACUAUACAGACCAUCCAGCAGCAGCCUUUGCAGAACGUUCAACUGCAGGCAGUGAGUCCAACUCAGGUGCUCAUCAGGGCUCCAACUUUAACACCAUCAGGACAGAUCAGCUGGCAAACUGUGCAGGUUCAGAAUCUGCAAAGCCUUUCAAAUCUUCAAGUUCAAAACACUGGGUUACCCCAGCAGCUCACCAUUACCCCCGUGUCUUCAAGUGGUGGCACAACCAUUGCCCAGAUUGCUCCAGUGGCUGUUGCUGGUACCCCCAUCACUCUGAACGCUGCCCAGCUUGCUUCAGUACCUAAUCUCCAAACCGUAAGUGUUGCCAACCUGAGUGCUGCAGGUGUGCAAGUUCAAGGAGUUCCUGUUACCAUUACCAGCGUUGCGGGUCAACAGCAAGGACAGGAUGGAGUAAAGGUACAGCAAGCCACAAUAGCUCCUGUUACCGUAGCAGUAGGUGGCAUUGCUAAUGCAGCAAUUGGUGCUGUUAGUCCCGAUCAGAUAACACAAGUGCAGCUGCAACAAGCUCAGCAAGCUUCUGACCAGGAAGUGCAGCCUGGCAAGAGACUGAGAAGAGUUGCCUGCUCAUGUCCUAAUUGCAGAGAGGGAGAAGGAAGAGGUACCAAUGAGCCAGGAAAAAAGAAACAGCAUAUCUGCCAUAUUGAAGGAUGUGGAAAAGUUUAUGGCAAGACAUCUCACCUUCGAGCACAUCUGCGCUGGCAUACCGGUGAAAGACCAUUUGUAUGCAACUGGAUUUUUUGUGGCAAACGAUUUACACGGAGUGAUGAGUUACAAAGACACAGAAGAACCCACACAGGUGAAAAGAGAUUUGAGUGCCCAGAGUGUUCUAAAAGGUUUAUGCGAAGUGACCAUCUCUCGAAACACGUCAAAACUCAUCAGAACAAGAAGGGUGGUGGAACAGCCCUUGCUAUUGUUACCUCAGGAGAACUGGACUCUUCAGUUACUGAGGUUCUUGGUUCUCCGAGAAUUGUCACUGUUGCUGCCAUUUCUCAAGAUUCAAACCCAGCAACCCCUAACGUUUCAACAAACAUGGAAGAAUUCUGA